AUGAAUGCAUCGGCAGUGGAGCCUCUGUCUGGCAAGUCAGAUGGAAUAGCUACUCAAGAGAUUGUGGAUGAAAAAUCCCGAAGUGAGGGAGCAAGUAGUGCUACGAUUACAGAUGCUGAUCAGGAUAAAUCUGUUAUUGAUGUACAACAAAUACAUGUACUAGAUGAUGUUGAUACUGUUGUCCCGAAUAUAGCGGAUCCAGCUACUUGGCCACUUAUUCGAAAUAGCAAAAUAAUUGAUCAUAUAAUAAAAACUGCAAUGGGAACGAAAUUAUCGGAUGAAACCUCUACAUCCUCAGCAGCAUUUGCUUACAAAAAAGCAUUACACGAUUUAGGAAUUAGGUUUACCGAAAGAUUGUCAAACGUUUAUUACCAUUUCAAUUUUAUAUUUUCUUUCUCUAAAAUCGCUAAAGAACAAAAGAAAAAUUUGGAUAUUGUUCAUAGUUUUACUAAAAGUAUCAUAAGUAAACGUAAACAAUACAUAGAAAAAUAUGGAAGUAACUUUAAUGAAGAUAACGUCGGUGAUAAUGAUGAUGAUGAUGUAUAUUUCAAGUCUAAAAAGAAACCUGCUAUGUUGGAUUUAUUAUUAUCAGCUCAGAAUAAAGGUUUGAUAGAUAAUGAUGGUAUUCAAGAGGAAGUCGAUACGUUUGUAUUUGAGGGUCAUGACACUACGGCAGCGGCACUGUUAUUUUCUUUGCUGUGUCUCGCUAAUGACAAAGAAAUCCAAACAAGGAUUUUUACUGAAUUAGAUGAAAUAUUUGGCGAUUCCACGCGACCUCCUACAAUGAAUGAUCUCUCGAAAAUGCAUUAUCUUGACUGUUGCAUACUAGAGACCCUUAGGCUGUAUCCACCGGUGCAUUUUAUUGGAAGAAAGCUAGGUGAAUCGGUUACACUAAGUAACUAUUAUGUUGAAAAAGGAACUAACGUAUUGAUAUUUAUAAUCGAUAUGCAUCGUCGAGAGGAUUUAUUCAAGGAUGCCUUGAAAUAUAACCCUGACCGUUUCCUGCCAGAGAACAGUGCUGGGAGACAUCCCUUUGCAUUUAUACCCUUCAGCGCCGGUUUAAGAAACUGUAUAGGUCAAAAGUUUGGAAUGAUGGAGAUGAAGACAUGUUUGUCUGCAAUACUAAGACGCUACAGACUAGAACCUGUCACAAGACACGAGGACGUAAAAUUUAUCCCGGACCUCGUUUUAAGGGCGAAACCAAUUUACGUGAAAUUUUUCAAAAGAGAUAAAUAA
This is a messenger RNA of Diatraea saccharalis (sugarcane borer), 1236 nucleotides long. The record is from the annotation of a GenBank genome assembly. Lineage: Eukaryota; Metazoa; Arthropoda; Insecta; Lepidoptera; Crambidae.